CUGUGCAGAGAUGUGUGGCCGGGAGGCAAAGGUCGCUUGCUGAAGGACACGUCCACGGUCGCGACACUUCCCCGCCAUCGUUUAGUGCCCCAAAGCCACGACGAUUUGUGCGAAUGGUUGUGCGUAGACCCCUGUGACGGUGAGGUUGACAGGAUUUGUCGAGGACAUAUCCGUGGGGAUGAUUGGAACGUGGAACGGGUGAGUGCUGUGCUACUGUGCCGCCGCGGUCACGUCGUGACCAUGUUUCCCAGCACGCCUCAGGGAGCGCCGAAGGCUCUCCAGACCAUUACUCUCGCCGGGGGACGGUGCGAUGCAGUGUUCGAGCCUCAGGUAGAGGCUCUCGCCAACAUUCGCGAGUUCGUCUUGAAACUGCUAUCGCGGUCGGACUGCAACACGUUCUGCGGUGAUGGCAAAAUUCGCCUCAAGCGUCGGGUGUUCGAGCGGGUGAGUGUGCGUCCUACAGACGACGCGGGUACAGCGCUGGUGAUACCUAAGGCAGAGGACCCCGCGGGUCGAGCCAACAAGAUCGCGCACUUAUGGGCGGUACGCCACCGCAUCGAGGCGGGCGUACAACGCGAGGACGGCAAAAUCCAGCGCGAGAACCCGCGUGUCAUUCGUCCUGGAGAUUUCGUCGACGUUGCUGUUACAGUGCAAGCAAUUCCUAUGCGCAUCAACAAGACGCGGUGGGUCGUAGAGGUUUAUUUCGUUCCUCAGACGAUCAUCCGGUUGAUUCCCUCGGAAGCCUCUAUCGUACGUGCAUUCUAUUCCUCUGCAGACAUGCGACCCAUAACAUCCUUCAGCCGUUUCUACAAGAGAUACAAGACGCCGAUCGUAUCGAGGACGCUUCAGAGGUCCAGGUUCCCCUCAAGCGCGACGUCGGGUUCUCCUUCGACGUUGAUCAGGAGGCUAUGGCGGAGUAGGUAUGAGAAGGUCUCACCUCGUGUAGGCAGAACUACUGUAGCCAAAAUGUGUUCUCGUGGCUGGGUAAUAUCACCGUGUCCUGUACACGCAGCGUCGCAUGCUUGGCCCCCUUCCCACCACAGUAAGGUCUCUAGCUGGAGGUAA
Molecule: messenger RNA, 1065 nt
Organism: Trametes versicolor FP-101664 SS1
Lineage: Eukaryota; Fungi; Basidiomycota; Agaricomycetes; Polyporales; Polyporaceae
Exons: 3
Source: RefSeq, a predicted model, not a curated record